AAAAAGCAAACAGAGUUUCAUUUUACAUACAAGAGCUGUUAAAAACAAUCCUUUAUUCAAUACAUAUAAAAGGGAUUAAAUUGGUAAGAUUUAAAAAGCCGCAGUCACUUUGUACAUUGCAUUGAAGUGAAAUUACCACACCACCCACCAUACGCCGGGCCUAACAUAACAAUCACGUUUGACAACAUGGAAGCCGGCAACAAGAAGAAAAUUAGGGAAAUAAACGUUAUGGAUAUCGAAAAAAGAAGAACACCGUCUAAACAUUAUGUAUUUGUGCUAGAAAUAACUUGGAACGAUGGUACACAAAAUGUCAUUUACAGAAGAUACAGCCAUUUUUUCACCUUUCAGACUAGUCUUAUUGACGCUUUCCCAGUUGAAGGUGGAGUGAAAAACCCUGCUGACAGAGUAUUGCCAUUCUUGCCAGGAAAAGUCCUGUUCCGGAGCAACGUGCGUGAAGUGGCUCUAAAACGAAAGACUGCUUUGGAAGAAUAUUGCAAGAACCUCAUUAAAUUACCAGGCAAAAUAUUACAAUGCGAGAUCGUCACGACGUUUUUUGAGCCGACAGAGGAUGACAUCGGAAGUCUGACAAACAGCCUAACGAAAGAAGGCAGUAGAAAAAUUAAUGGCAAAAAGAAAGCUGACGUCAUUUCUGACCCUGUUGUGCUGGAGCAGUAUGUUGCAGUGUCGGAUUUCAAAAAGUGCGGCAAAGGGCAGAUAAGCCUUGUUGCUGGAGAUGUUGUUGAAGUUGUCGAGAAAAGUGACAAUGGAUGGUUUUUUGUGAGUCUUGAAGACGAGCAAGGCUGGGUUCCAUGUUCGUAUUUAGAACCAGUUGAUGGAAAUCAGGAAGAAGCCCUGGUCGAAAAGUGCUUAGUUGGUAUGCAAACUAGAUAUUAUCUCGAUAGAUUGAAUUAUUACUGUUGUUAUCAUUCAUUUUACAGAGAGAAAUUUGUUUGCGUAAAGCCCUUUAAGAAGUCUAUGGACGAUGAAAUCAAUCUGGAGCUGGGUGCGAUUGUUGGCGUCAUACAAAAAGGAAUGGACGGAUGGUGGGAAGUAAGGUAUCGCGGGGAGAAAGGUUGGGCCCCAAGAGCCCAUUUGAAAAACGCAAUGCAUCUUAACCUGGGAGCCCAGCAAUUGAAUGAAGGCAUUGUAAAAGAUCGUGAAAGUCUAAAAAUCACAGACAAGAGCGGCGUUUCAGUUCCUCCAAGACGGAAAACAGUAAAGAGAACUGUUGUAAGGCGAAUGCCAAGUGGGCCAUCUGGAGAAGAACACGAGUACGUUGCAUUGCAAGAUUACCAGUUAAAUAUUGGUGAUAAGAAAUUCAGCUUAUCGGGAGGCAAAGCAUAUCAAGUAAUCGAAAGGGCGCCAAAUGGCUGGACCUUGAUAAAGGUCGGUAGCGAGCAGGGCUGGGUGCCUUCAGAUUUGUUAAAUCGCAGAAGAAAAGAAGAAGUCGUUUUCUCAGAAGAUGAUAUCUAUCAAAAUGUGAGGAAAUUAAGUCCAGCCAGGGAAGUGGAGGAGAAUGGAAGGGAGCAGAAUAAUAAUAAUCCGAUAGUGCCAUCUGAUAUUGAACAUUACGUCACUAUAGGCUCUUAUGAAAAUUCUGACGAUACAGGGAUCAGUUUCAAAGAGGGCGUAACCGUUCAGAUUUUGGAAAAGAACACAACAGGCUGGUGGUUUAUUAAGAUAGGAGCUGAAGAGGGAUGGGCACCAUCAACCUAUUUACAGAAAGUGAAGAAAGUUCCUGUUAAAAAGUCAAUACCAAGCGUAGGUGGAAGCACAACGGAAGUCCUAGAAAUCUCUUUAGCUCCACCGAAACCAGACAGAAAAAGUUGGAUAGCACAAUCAUAUGAGAAUGUUGAUCUAGCUAAACAAGAUGUAAGUCAAUCUCCUAGCCAAGCGAGGAUUUCCCCUGUACCCAAACCGAGGUCUGCCUCAAAGACUGGCGCGGAUGAAAAAGGAAGUCCAGUGUCGGUACAAGAGCUUCGAGCCGCUUUUGCCGGGAAAAACUUAGGAGGCCCGAUUUCUCAAAGACACUCAGUUGACGAGAAACCAACAGGUCAUUCUGCCGCUGUUAAACCAAAUUUACGAAAGAUAUCUGAGCCCCAUAGACAACCCAGCCCGUCUCCUGUAAAUGUUGGCGGCAAAGUAUCUCCUUUCGUACCGAACCGGCCGCCGACGCCAAGAAGUGGGAAAAGCCCGACACCACCAGAAAGACCGAGAACAUCACCAAACCGUGCAAGUCCUGGCCCUCCACGUCCUAGCUCGCCCCCUAAAGAUGUGUAUAUUACAUUGUCAGAAUAUAGGGACAAAGAUGAAGGAAUGCUAAGUUUUGGAGCCGGCGAGAAUAUCAAAAUUCUACAAAAGGACGAUGGAGGAUGGUGGCUGGGUAUGAUCGGAGUGAAAAAAGGUUGGGUUCCGUCAAAUUUUCUAAAGAAGUUGUCAUAAUGUAUGUGGUUAAUGAUGCACCUUUAGAGUAGUGCAACAAGCAUGGAAAAAAUGUAACAGCUUAUGUGCUAAAAUUUGUAUAUUCUUGGCUUUAAAUGAGAUUGGAAGCUUUGCUAUGGAAGAUAAUAAUGUUUAAUGGCUGUUCGGUAGAACCAUGACGAAUUGGGCGUUUUUUGCACAACUAUUUGCUUUCUUCAGCUUUAAAGUGUUCAUCAUAGCUGUGCUUUUGCUCACAAAUAUAGUGCAAUUCAUUGUGAUCAAAAAGUGCAACUUUGAUAUCAAGUAAAAAUUAAGUGUGUUUAUGCUUUGAGAUGGUGUCUUUCGAUACCUUCCACAUGAUACAGUUACCCCGUUUCAAUAUAUUUAGUACAGUGGUUAAUCAAAAAUUGACACUAGAAAUUUCAACAUAUAUUUCCAUAUAACAGUUUUCAGUGCAGAAAACUCUUAGAAGCUGGUAGGGUCAUUUUAACCAAGAGAUAUUUUUGAAACAUGAGCCCCAUUCAUGGUUUUAAUUUCUACAGAACAGUUGAACUCAAUGAAAUUGACCAAAAUGAUACCUAGCUUUUUCGAAGUCGUGAAUAUUUAUUCAGCAUAUAUUUGAUAACUGCAUGUGAUUGGCAACUGGAAACAGUGUAGUACAUCAAUUUUUUCAGAAUGAAGAAAUUUCUUCCGUUAGUACAUUUUUUACUUUAACGUAAUCGUUACUUUUACUUCUGCUCCUCUUUAACAUCUUUGUGCCUAUUUUAGGAUUUAAACCGUAAAGAAAAUCAAGCCCGUCCGAUUUUUUACUCUCGUAUUUAACAUACUUUCGAUGUAUUGUUAGCCUUCUUUAAUAUCAAUAUGUUUGAUAAGUUUUAAACAAUAUAGACUGCCGUCUUUGCAUAAGGCAUUGGUAAUGUUCUAUUCGAGAAACAAUGUUGUAAUAAUAAAUGAAAACUGUGAUAUAAUUCUUUAUAAUUGGGACACUUUGCUCAAUCUAAUUUUUUAAAUGCACGUUGUCAUAUAUCUUGUAAGAUUGUAUUUUUGUAGGGUAAUUUUUUUAUGUACUUGUAGUUGAGUUACGUUGGUAGUAAGUGUUAUAAACAUUGCGCUUUUG
Molecule: messenger RNA, 3538 nt
Organism: Rhopilema esculentum
Lineage: Eukaryota; Metazoa; Cnidaria; Scyphozoa; Rhizostomeae; Rhizostomatidae
Source: RefSeq, a predicted model, not a curated record